CCGUAGCCGCCGCUACGAAAGUGGUUGGUGGAACCUUUACCAUAAGCACUGCUCAUCUCUCCUAUAAUGUCUGAAUAAAUCUCCAAACUCCAAAACUUGAAAAUCCAAACUCCAACAAUUAUCACAAAAUUCAAGCUUUCACAGGUAACCAGAUCAACGUGCAGAUUUGACCAGCAGCAUUUCCAUUAAAUUUGAAACAACUCUAAUCUUCGAAAGGUCUUCCUACAAAUAGGUCACAGUAUCUAGCAGUAAUGACUCCUAGCGAUCGAUGAGUCAGCGAGCAGACUAGAUUAGACUGGUGUGUAAUUUCUCUGAUUAUCCAGAAUCUUCAAGUGCUUGAAGCCUCAUCAUGGGUGAGCAACAACUAGAGAGCCUUCGAAAGUGGCUGGAUACGUUCGACCUCGUCGUCCCCCACGGGUCUUCAAAGGACAUAAGUGAUGGUGUCGCCUUGGCAGAGGCUCUAGCCCAGAUAGCCCCAGAAUGGUUCACCUCAGCCUGGAGAUCCAAGAUAAAAUCAGACGUCGGCACUAGUUGGCGACUCAGAGUUAGUAAUUUAAAAAAAAUUGUCGAGGCAGUAAUGGAAUAUUACUCCGAGUGUCUCAAUCAGCCUCUGUCUGGGUAUGUCAAGCCAGACGCCUCAAAAAUCGGUGAAUUAUGUGACAGUGAUGAGUUGAGAAGAUUAUUGCAGUUGGUGUUGGGCUGCGCAGUUAACUGCACAGAUAAGCAAAAAUACAUAACGAGGAUAAUGGGGAUGGAGGAGUCUGUUCAACAGGCUAUAAUGCAGAGCAUCCAGGAGCUAGAGGGAAGUAUGCACGGAGCGAAAUUGUCACUCGGUGCGAGCCUCAAUUUUGAAAGCCUGGAUGUCGGUGAUGGAGGCCAACAGAGACUCCUCGCCGAGCUCCAAAUGGCAGUCGAUCUCAAGGAUCAACUGGGUCAGCGCUGUCACGAGCUCGAUCAACAACUCUCUCUUCUCCAGGAGGAACGAGCUGCGCUCAUUGUGGAGAAUAAGAAACUGCAGGAAAGACUCGAGGAAUUGGACAAUCCUGAUAACUCAGCCUCGAGUCUCAAGUUCUCUGGGCUGAGGAAGCAGAUUGAAAAUCUCAAGGAUGAAAUAUUCAAGAUCGAGGGGUCAAGGGAUGACUAUAGACUCAAGGUGGAGCUCCUUGAGAAGGAGGUUUUCGAGCUGCAGUCCAAACAAGAAGAGUUGCAGAAGGUUGCUGAAGAGUCAAAUCAGCUGAAGGAUGAGAUUGAUGCCCUCAAGGAAACAGCUGACAAGGCCAUUAAAUACGAACAGACCAUCGAAUCUUAUAAGAAAAAAAUGGAGGACUUGAGUGAUUUACGGAGACAAGUUAAGAUUCUAGAGGAGAAGAAUCUGGAAUAUAUGCAGUCAAAGAUUGAGUACGAGGAGGAAAUAAAGAGAGCGUCGAUGGUGAGGAAUCAUCUGGAUGGGUGCAAACAGCAGUUGGCUGCGUGUCAGUACAAAUUCGAUGAGCAGACGAAUAAAUGUGAUAAAUUGGAAUUUGAAACGAAAAAAUUGGAGGCUAAAUUAUCGUCAGUGCAGCGUGAGAAGGAGAGACUCAUCAUCGAGAGGGACACACUCAAGGAGACAAAUGAGGAGCUCAAGUGCACGCAGCUCCAGAUAGCUGAAAAUUCGUCGACUCCUACUAUGGUUCAUGCACUAUCCAAUGCCGAGUUAAUUCCCCCGGAAAUCAAGGAGAAGCUACUGCUUCUCGAGCACGAGAAUAAAAUGCUCAAGUUGGAGCAAUCGGGUAAUGACGAAAAAUUGCCAACUGUACAGGCGCUGCUGGACGACUCUGAGGAGCGUUUGAAUGCCCUGAGAGGACAGAUUCGAAAGGCCAAUCAGAGGAUAAUGGAGCUCGAAAACAGAAUUGAGGAGCUGACCGAGCAGCAGGCCAGUGGAGAGAUUAAAGUCGAUGGGGCAGUCCUGCAGACGCAGAUUCUCCAUCUGCAGAACGAAAUCAAGCAACUCCAGGGGGAGAGAGAGCGUUCGACUCUUCAGAUUGAUGAGAAGGAAGGGGCGAUGCAGAUGCUUAAGGAAAAAGUUCGAAUUCUUCAGGAUAGCUUGACCCGGAAGGAAGAGGAAACCGCUGCUUUGGAGGAGAGGUAUAGAAAGUACAUUGAGAAAGCCAAAAGUGUCAUCAGAGGGUUGGACCCUAAAUUGAGCAAUUCUCCUGGAGAAGUGAUGCUUCUGAGGAAUCAGCUUGUCGAGAAGAGAAAGAAUAUUGAAGAUCUCGAGCGGUCUAUGAGAGAGACCAAGGUACUUAGGGACAUGGAAGAGAAACUCAUGGUUUCUGCGUUUUAUAAUUUGGGACUUGCGUGUCAGAGAGAGAGUGUCGAUCAGAGAUUAGCUGCCCUUGGUACCAGCCAGGGCAAUUCUUUUCUCUCCAGACAACGACAACCCUCAGCCAGGCGGACUUUACAUCCCACCUAUAAUUCUAAGUGAAUUUUCGUUAUUUUUAGAGGGGAAUAUUUUUUCAAUUGAUUAUUUUAAUAUCUUUAAUCGAAAAUUGAGUAGCAGAAGAAAUAAAUGUCCCAAGGUGUGACACUAUUAUUUCAUUUUUCACAAUAUUCUUGAAUCAAGAAUAUUCUGAGUUAAUAGUGAUUAGGCGUCACUUUGUAUAUAUAGUCAAAAAAAGAGAUGUAUUUUAAAUGGUUCGAUACCUUAAUAUAUAUUUUUAAGAAAUUUGUAUUGUAUCUGUAGAAAAUUUAGAGUUACCAUCUUUAUGUUUGUCUUCAGUUUAUCGGAUAAUGCGUUGAAGUUAUUUUUAACGUGACAAUUAUAUAUGUUAUUGGUCCAUACGGAAUGACUUACGUAAUUAGGAAAAUUGAAUAAUUGUAAAAUCGUGAUGAAAUUAAAUUUUUUUUUAUUA
Messenger RNA from Fopius arisanus, 2891 nucleotides. It is a transcript of the gene hook, whose product is annotated as hook microtubule tethering protein. Gene Ontology annotation, cellular component: centrosome; cytoplasm. The coding region runs from base 350 to 2464 and encodes 704 amino acids. Gene Ontology annotation, biological process: cytoplasmic microtubule organization; cytoskeleton-dependent intracellular transport. NCBI's taxonomy places the organism in Eukaryota, Metazoa, Arthropoda, Insecta, Hymenoptera, Braconidae. Gene Ontology annotation, molecular function: microtubule binding; dynein light intermediate chain binding. The record is from RefSeq and is a predicted model, not a curated record. The transcript has 2 exons.